CAGAGCCAAAGACUGAGGUGAAAAUUGUUUACGUUGAUGUAAACUCUGGAUCUUGCGGACGGUUUUUACGCAUUUUUCCUCUGCCAUGGAAGGCGUAGGGUCAGAGGUCAGCCUUAAGAUAAGGUCUGCAAUCAAGGCAAAGCUAGUGGAGCUUGGUACAUAUGUUGAUGAGGAACUACCAGACUACAUCAUGGUGCUGGUGGCAAAUAAGAAGACAAAGGACCAGAUGGACGAUGACCUGAGUCUCUUCCUAGGCCACAACACAGAGCGCUUCACAUCCUGGCUUCACCACGUACUUCAAAAACUCAAUGCAGCUGCACUUUUGCAAGUCACAACACCACAAACAGAUGACACUAAGAAGAAAGAUGAAGAGGAGAAGAGGAAAGAAAGAGAAGAAGAAAAGAAAAGAGAAAGAGAUGAAGAAAAGAAACGUGACAAGGCAGAAGAAGGUAAAAGAACAAAAGAAGAAGAGAAGAGGAAGCAAAAGGAGAAAGAAAAGGGAGAGAGGAAAAGAAAGUCUAGCGAGAAGAAGGAUGAUAAGAAGGAGAAAAAACUAAAGAAAUCAGAAUCUCCAGAAUCUCAGGAUAAAUUAGUCAAGGAGAAGAAAUCUGUUGUGGAGCCUUUGAAGCUCACCAGGUCAAAAGAGAUCAGCAAAGAGAAGGAGAACAAGGAAAGAGUCAAAAUAACAGCUCCUCAGGACGAACCAUCCUUAGAGAAAAGCCAACCCCCAGUAACCUCCACAGCGAGUUCCAUUGGGGGCAAAACCCUCAAGAAGAUCAAGCCGCAAAUGAGGGGCAAAGUAUCAUCAGCAGACAUUUUCCGUGCCGAAGCAGCGAAUUGAGGAAGACAUGCUUGAGCUUAGAGCAGAUAUUGAUGAAUUGGUUCUUGAACUGGAAGAGGAGCCUGCACCAAGAAAGACCAGAAUUGACCAGAAACAAAAGAAUGCAGCCUCAAAACCAGAAGUAAGAGUGGAGGUGAAAGCAGAGGCCAAGGUUGAAUCCAAGGUGGAACUCAAGACAAAGACAAAAUCCAAGGUUGAGCCCUCCAACCCCCCUGCUCGACUGUCUGCUAAGGAGAGACUGGGAACAGCCAUUACACCAAAGACAGAGCAACCUAAGGAGAAGGUGUCUGUGUUAGAUCGCUUAGGGAGUUCAACGUCUGGUGGUCGUCGUGUGAUCAAUUUGCGAGAGGAAUCAAGUUUCCCACCUCGUCCUGAGCCGCCUUCUACCACAGCCAGUAGUGGCAUGGCUCGUGCUGUGUCUAGUGCCAUAACUUCAGCUCAAAGAUCAGUGUGUGUGCUGCCUUCAUCUACAACUUCAUCUGGUAAAAAGUUAGAGGCCCGUGUGAGACCUCUCAUGUCAAAGCACAUAGAAUCAAGAAAUGAAUCUUCAAGUAGAGAUAGAGAAGGACAGUCAAGAGAGGUUUCGAGCCGAUCGACCUCGAGAGAUGUUCCGAGUAGAGCGACAUCAACAAGGGUGGUGUCAGCUGUUGGAGCAGUCCUAAAAAGACCACAUAGUCAGGUGGAUUCAGAUGAUGAGGGAUAUGACCCCAAGAAGCCACAGUUGAGUGGCAUGGCCAGCAAAGUAGAGGUAACUCCAAGGCCUAGACGCCCAGGUGCCAUACAAGCGAAUACAGCUCUUAUCCUUCGAGCAAUGGCUGAUGCACACAAAUCUGUAAACAGACCAUCAAGGAACUUGCCAACAAAAGCAGAGCCUGCUCAAAAAAAACAAAAGGGUGAGUUGUUUACCCGAGGGUACCGUGAACGAGAACAGGCCCGCCAAAAGGACCUCCCUACUGAAGGUGAACUAAGGGUCAGAAAGAUUGCCAUCACAGUCCCUAAUGCAACAAGGAAGUGCCGGGAAUCACCAGCUCUUCGGAUGCGCUGGUGAAGGAAGAAGCAAUGGAAGAUGUUGUUCAACAGGAGGAAGUCUGUGAUGAAAUGGUUCCUGAAGUUCCUUAUGGUAUGGAAGAGGUUGAGGAAGUUGAAGUUGAGGAGGAGGUAGUUGAUGAGGGAAUUGAGGAGGACCAACCUCUCCCUGGCUCAGAGCCCCCACAGCCAGUAGUGCCUCAUGUUGCAGGGAGAGAGAACACCAAGUUCAUAGUGACACUUGAGGGAGUGGAUACCGAUGUUUUUGAGAUGAGAGAUGAUCCCCCUGACAUUCGGUCCCGCCUUGGAGCUCGCCCCAUCCGCAGUGACAGUCUUGAGGAAGUCGAGGAGUACAUUGAAGAAGUAGAGGAGUGGGAAGAAGAGGAAACUUCAAGUGACAUGACCCGGGGAGGCUCAUUACCUGGCGUUGGUCUAAUAGCAGGUGUCAAACCCCGGCUCAAGAGUGCCAUCUCAGUGUCAUCAGGCCAAGAUGGUGGUGGAGGCAGCAAAUUUGAGGAGCGCUGCAGGUACUGGCCAGCAUGCAAGGCGGGAGAUUCGUGUCAGUACCAUCAUCCCACUCUUCCCUGCAUAUCCUUUCCAUCAUGCAAAUUUGGUGAUAAGUGCCUGUACAUACAUCCAAACUGCAUAUAUGAUGCGGCUUGCACACGAAGGGGCUGUCCAUACACCCAUGCAAGCUCAAGAAGCUUAGCUCUCACCACAGCUGCCGUCAGCAUUAAACACAAAAUACCCCCAAGUAGACCUUCCAAGAUCAAGUGUAAAUAUUUCCCAAAAUGCACCAACAUGUCCUGUCCAUUUCUUCAUCCAAAGGCAUGUUUCUAUGGCAUGUCAUGCACCCAGGCCAGCUGCCCCUUCACCCAUCCUGAUGUCACCAUGCGUUCGAAGCUGAAGUGGAUUGCCCCAAAGAGCACAUCGCAAGUCUCUGCAGCAUCUGCACCAACUGAUUUGAUUAAAAUACAAAACAAAGAAAAGGCUGUAAAAGAAUAGUGUGGCCUUCAAACCUCAAAGAAGACUGAUAACAAAUUCUAUUUGUAUAUUCUUAAAUCAUUGCUUUGUAGCUGAGUAGCUAUGUAGAUUUAGAUAGAUUAUCAGCUGUAUUUAAUCAGAGUGUUAGGAUUGGUAGAUGUUUGAUAGAUAUAAGUUUUCAGAAUGGUAGAUAUAUCUUUUUUGAAUGUUUAAUGACAAUUCAUUGUCAGGGGAAUAGUGUUGUUGAUAAAUACUAAGAUAAAAUUAUACAUUUGAAUGGCAGUAUAAAAAUAUACACUACCAUUGUUGGUUUUCUUAGAAAUGAAAUAGUUUUACUUCAGUAAGUGUAAAGCUAAUAGGGAUGAGAGGAAAGAGAACAAGAAACAAAAGAAGCAAAAAGUUAAGCCUAGGUCAGAAUAUGGUCUGUUAAAGAAUAUAACUAAUGUUUAUAUUUGUAAUGUUUGUGGAUGAAUAAAGAAUGGAAGGUGUAAGAAUGUUCAUAGGAUGUAGACUGUGUAAAAGAAUUUCUCUUUUCUUUCCUUAUUUAUUACACAGAUGAGGGUCAUGACAUAGAUAUGAAGUAAUAAUUCAUUUUCUCAAGAACAGAUAGUGUGUAGUGGUUAUUUUGUAUAUUGCCAUUUUUAAUGAUACAUGUUGUUAAGUCAAUUUUACAUAGGCUGUGUUGAGGCAGUGAUGUACUCGUGCAGAAUUAAGAAGUUUUUAUCUUCUUAAAAGAUAAUAUCAUGCAAUCAUGUGAGGAUGAACAAAGCUAUCUAAAGAUAUUCAUUAUGUCUAAGGAAUACAGGGACUUACAAAUUAUGUCAGAGGGUGAAGUAUGAAAGAUAACAUUUGAAAUUUUAGUUGUUGUUAUUGUGCAGAAAUGUUAAGGAGCUCAGUAUAAUUGAUAGUGCUUUAGCAUCUAAAUAAUUUCCUUGUUUCCUAAGAAUUGACAAUAGUUGGUGUUGUUGAUAAUCAGUUUACCAUAAAAGUUUCCUGUCCAAAAUCACCUUUGAAAGUCACAUCGUAUUAUUUGAAUGUAAGACUAGCUGAAUUAUUUUGGAAAAAAAGUCCACCCCGCAGUAGGUCUCUCAAGUGAUAUACUAGGUAGUCACAGACUAGUGACAAGUGUGAGAAGUAUCUUUUGGUACUACAGGUUGAGGCAUUAGUGGUAUUAGAUUACUGUUAUAUGCUUUAUUGGAAUCAGUAGAUUAGAAAUAUAAUGAUAUAAUUUUGUAUGAGAGAUCUUGUUAUUCUCAAAGUGAUGACAUGCCAGGGCUAUUAGUAUAAAGAUAGGCUUUCAUCUCAUUUAGAAAUAAUUCAUCUACUGAUACUUUUUUCUCCUAACCUUCACUUAUAUUUUUAUUUCCUUGAGUCCUUAUAGUAGUUAUCCAGCAUUUUGCAAGUCUCUGUGUUAUGGGUGUUCUAAAAUUCACAAAUCUAAUGGAGUCUUUGCACAAUUAUAAGCCUUUUCUUUUCAUCGUUCUUGUUUUACUCAGUAGUAUCACACUUAGGUUAGUGUCACUUAGAAACAGGUGAAUAAAGAACAAGAAAAGCAAUUUUUAAUUUAUUAAUGAAUGAUGCAUUUUUUUGUAGUCAUACAUUCUGUUGUACUGGAAAUAAGCUUCAUUUUUGAAAACAUAAUAUUUAUAAGUAAAAGUAAGUAUAAGUAAAUGAUUGUAGUUUAUCAUAGAGUAUCACAUCCAACUUCUUUCCUAUGGUGUAUUUAAAUAGAAACAAUUUUGCUAAGUUCUUCAACUCUUGGUUUGUUAAUGAAAAUAAGCUGGUAGAAUAUACUGCAGCCUUUGUCAAUUUCCCUGAUUCAGUUAAGUAUAUAUCUCAUGAACUUGUGAACUUAUUGAAGUAUUUUUUAUGUUGUAAAUUUUCAUCAGAGAAUCUCGGAAGGGAAAACUUGCUGAAGGAAGUUAUCAAUUAGUUAUUAGUAUUUCAGUGUGUUUUUUCUGUACAUCAAUUACUGGUCAGACUGGUCUCAACAUCCAAUGUUUUUGUCUGUUUACAUAUCUGCAUGAGCAGGAAGUGUUGAUUGACUGUUAAGAUACGCAUAAAGAUAUACAACUAUGUACAUAAUUAAAAGAGACAUAUUUGAACUGUGUAAAUAAUAUGAAGUAUGAUUCUGUUUUUCCUGUCAUGGUUAGGGUGAUUAUAAAGUUCAUGGCAUUAAUUAUUUUAGACAGAGUUAAACUUUUUUGGACAAAUACUUGUUAGUGUGAGUUUGGGGGAAGAGAACAAUGUACUUUUUAUAUUUGCAACAAUAUAAGAUUUUGAUUUUGAUUUCAAGAAAGUAGUUUUCUUUUAUAUAUGAUUACCUCACAUAUAUUAUACAUUGUUUUUGUCUUCAGUUAAUUCUUUUGGUUCUUUUCCAUAUUUUUGUUAUGGAAUACACACUAGAUGGUAUGGUUUUUAUAUAUAUAUACCAAGUACAUCUACACUAUUAUGAUAAUUAUAUCAGAAAGUUCUUAAAAAAAA
Molecule: messenger RNA, 5335 nt
Organism: Penaeus monodon (black tiger shrimp)
Lineage: Eukaryota; Metazoa; Arthropoda; Malacostraca; Decapoda; Penaeidae
Gene: Nab2
Product: zinc finger CCCH domain-containing protein 14-like
Biological process (GO): regulation of mRNA stability
Cellular component (GO): cytoplasm; nucleus
Molecular function (GO): metal ion binding; poly(A) binding
Source: RefSeq, a predicted model, not a curated record